AUGUCUUAUUCCUAUCUUUUUAAAUAUAUUAUUAUUGGUGACACAGGAGUAGGGAAAUCAUGUUUACUUCUUCAAUUUACUGAUAAGCGUUUUCAACCAGUUCAUGAUUUAACUAUUGGUGUUGAAUUUGGUGCACGUAUGAUAACUAUUGAUGGAAAGCAAAUAAAACUUCAAAUAUGGGAUACAGCAGGUCAAGAAUCUUUCCGUUCUAUAACAAGAUCUUAUUACCGUGGAGCUGCAGGUGCUCUUCUUGUUUAUGAUAUCACAAGAAGAGAUACAUUUAAUCAUCUAACUUCAUGGCUCGAAGAUGCUCGUCAACAUUCAAAUUCAAAUAUGGUUAUUAUGCUUAUUGGAAAUAAAAGUGAUCUUGAAGCACGUAGAGAAGUUAAAAAAGAAGAAGGUGAAGCUUUUGCACGUGAACAUGGUUUGAUUUUUAUGGAAACAUCUGCAAAAACUGCUGUAAGUGUAGAGGAUUCUUUUAUUGAUACUGCUAAAGAAAUAUAUCGUAAGAUACAAGAAGGUAUCUUUGAUAUUAAUAAUGAGGCAAAUGGUAUUAAACUAGGACCUCAACAUUCACCAUCAUCACCAAAUGCUCCAAACAGUGGAGGAAGUGGAUCUUCUGGAUCAAAUUGUUGCUAA
Molecule: messenger RNA, 639 nt
Organism: Strongyloides ratti
Lineage: Eukaryota; Metazoa; Nematoda; Chromadorea; Rhabditida; Strongyloididae
Product: Ras-related protein Rab-2B
Exons: 1
Coding region: 1-639 (212 amino acids)
Cellular component (GO): Golgi apparatus
Molecular function (GO): GTPase activity; GTP binding
Source: RefSeq, a predicted model, not a curated record